AUGUAUCCAAAAUUAUCAACUCUAAAAUUAAUUAAUAAUGGUAUCGAGAACAUCGAAACUGCAGCUUUUAACAACAUGCCAGCAUUAAUUUAUUUAGAUUUAAGUCGUAAUCAUUUAAAAUCAUUACCUUCGAAAAUGUUUGAGGAAGAGAUUAAUUUAGUUGAUAAUAGAAUUAAAGACAUUGAACCGAAUACAUUUGUAGAAAAUGUUAAAUUAAAACGAGUUCAUUUAAAUUUUAAUCCAUUAUCAGAUUUAAAACCUGAUACAUUUCGAUCGGAUACAUGGCGAAUUGCUAACACAUAUGUAUCAUUUCGUACGCCAUCGGCUACUAUCCUUGAAUUAAAUUUAAAAUUAUGGCGUUUAAAAAUUUUAAAUCUGCAAACAAACGAAAUUUCUGAGUUUGAAUCGAAUGAUAUUUUUCAAGACAAUCUUCGACUGGAGCGUCUAUUUUUAAGUUAUAAUAAGAUUAGAGACCUACCUUUAGGUAUAUUCCAUCCAUUACGAAAUUUACAGUUUUUAUCAUUACAUCAAAAUAAGAUAACAGAUUUACCUCCGGGCUUAUUUAAACGAAACACCAAGUUAAAGCACUUACAUUUAAGUUAUAAUGAUAUUUCCGAACUAAAUACAGAAGUUUUUAAAUAUUUGAAACAUUUACAUUGCUUGAAUUUAGAAGGAAAUGCUUUAAAAUCGGUUCCAAAAGAUAUCUUUGUUUAUUUAACUGAACUUAAGGAAUUGUUUUUGUCGGGAAAUCGAAUUACAUAUAUUGAGCCCGGAAGUUUUAAUAAUUUGAUUCUCUUAAAAACAUUGAUGUUGUAUCAGAACAAGCUAAAACAGCUUGAGCCUAAUGUGUUUUUUAAACUUAUUGAAUUAAGUAAAUUAGGUUUAAGUUCGAAUGGUAUCACAGAUAUUCAAUAUGGAACAUUUAAUAGCUUUCAUGAUGGAUACGCUGAUGAAUCAUCACGUAUUUUAGAUUUGAAUUUAUCGGGAAAGAUAUUUGAAGGUGAAGAUUGUUCCGUGGAACGGUUACACUUACAUGGGAAUAAAUUAACAUUCUUUGAUAAAGGUUUCUUAAAACGGUCGUGUUUAAAGUUUAUACGAAUUGGUUUCAAUCCCUGGCAAUGUUCAUGUCUGAAUGAAAUUAUGAACGAUGUGCAUCAACUAAAUAUAGAAUUCUAUUCUGUGGCCUACUUCGAUGGAACUAAUCCAGUGUGUGUUGUCACAAUGAAUGAUACUUGUACACGAGAAACAUAUUUAGCAGAGGAUUUACUUAAACAAUACAAAUCUGUUGAUCAUGAUACAGUUUUUCGAGCAGUUGAAUGGAAUUGA
Molecule: messenger RNA, 1326 nt
Organism: Chrysoperla carnea
Lineage: Eukaryota; Metazoa; Arthropoda; Insecta; Neuroptera; Chrysopidae
Product: leucine-rich repeat-containing protein 15-like
Exons: 4
Coding region: 1-1326 (441 amino acids)
Molecular function (GO): protein binding
Source: RefSeq, a predicted model, not a curated record